ACCUCUGUGUUUUUCUCAGCUUACGGAUUUGUUACGCGCGGUUUAUGCAUCUACUACAUCCAUGGCCCAAGCUCAAAUAUUUAAAGCUACCUACUCUGGAGUCCCCGUAUAUGAAAUGCAAUGCAAUGGCAUUGCUGUCAUGAGACGACGCUCCGAUUCCUAUCUAAAUGCCACGCAGAUCCUAAAAGUGGCCGAAUUCGAUAAACCACAGCGAACCCGCAUUUUGGAACGAGAAGUACAGACUGGCGAACACGAAAAAGUUCAAGGCGGCUACGGAAAAUACCAAGGAACGUGGGUCCCCUUUGAACGAGGCGUUGCGUUGGCAGAACAGUACCAUGUUGACCAUUUACUGAAACCCAUGUUUGACUUUGUCAAAGGCGACACCAGCCCACCUAUUGCACCCAAACAUGUGACGGCAGCGUCUACACGGCCACGCAAAGUACGCGAACCACGUGAAGCACGAGAAACACGACGCAAAAAGCCCAAACGAUACGACGACGAGUUUUCAGAGAAUUCUUCCCAGUACAGUGAAGUCGCGGACAACGAUAUCCCGAUGGUAACAACCACUCGGAAUUCGGCCUCUCCUUCCACUUUGUAUCGGUCGAUGACGGCUGGAGAUACAAUGAUGGUUGACGAUAUGGGAACGCCGCAUACGUCCCAUGGACGACGAAAAAAACGGUCUAGAUUAUAUAUGGAUGAAGUUGAAGUGGACGACGCGAUGGGUGAUGAACUCGAGAAUCGCGAACCGUAUGCACAGAAACUGCUUCAACAUUUCGUAGCUGAUGAUCCUGACGUUCCGAGUCUGUUACUUCAUCCACCGCGUGAUCUCGACGUGAACGUUAUCAUUGAUGAUGAAGGACACACCAGUCUUCACUGGGCCGCCGCCAUGGGACGGUUGAAGGUCGUUAAACUGUUGAUUCAUCACGGCGCGGACAUCUACCGUGUCAACUACAAAGGGCAAACAGCACUGAUGCGCAGCGUCUUGUUUACCAAUAACUUUGAUAUCAAAUCGUUUCAUCAAUUGCUGGAGAUGCUGCAAAGAACCAUUUUCAAUAUCGACAAGAAAGAUCAAACCGUGUUUCACCACGUCGCGGCCACCGCAAGUUGGAAGGGCAAAGUGCAUGCUUCCCGUUAUUAUAUGGAAUGUCUGAUUGAGAAAUUGGCGUAUAACCGAUCGGAACUUAUUUCCAUACUCAACGUCCAGGAUGUGUACGGUGACACGGCCCUCACCAUCGCAGCGCGGAUUGGCAACAAGAAGCUUGUGCGUCUACUGAUGGACGCGGGUGCCAGUACAGAGAUUGCCAAUGAAGAAGGAAUGACUUCCCAAGAUUAUCUUGCCGAAAGCGAACGAACGAGACCUUUUCGUGAUGCAGUAUCGCCCAAAACGGCAUCCAGCAACGAACACGCCACACGGGCACGUCUCCGUCAGCGCGUUGAAUCCAUGUUUAAGCAGAUGCUUGCCAAUGACCGCUCAACACCGGCGGUAUCCCAGCUUUUCGACAGCUUUGCCGGCAGUUAUGAACGCGAUUUGACGCAGAAGGAAACACUUGUGAAGGAAAAGAAAACCGAGCUGGAUCUCAACCGAAAACGUUUAGCAAGCACCCACCAUAUGCUGGACCAUAUUCAAUUCGAUCCCUCCUCACUCACCAAAUCCAAUGCAGAAGCUGAUCAUCUUGAGCUCCGUCUACGUAAAUUAACGCACGAGCAUCAAAGAUUAAAAUUGUCACAUAUGAUUGACUCGGAAGAAAAGAACGCAAAAAUGAGUGGCGGGGAUGGACCUAAACCGGAAAAUGACGCGGCAAAAAAGCAGCAAUUGAUCGACGACGUCGUCAAACUUGGACAAACACUGAAGACUCUGCAAGAGAACCGGCAACAACUUGUGAAGGACAUUAUGAAAAUGAAAGCACAAACGCCCGGAAAACGGUAUCAAGAAUACAAACGGUUGAUAUCCAUGUGUUGUAACGUGGCAUAUGAAAAUGUGGACGUCAUGCUAUCUCCCUUACUGGCGUCUUUUGAUGAAAGUGCCGCGUAAACGCCCUAAGAUUGUUUUUCCGAGGCGCCCAUGGCUCGGUUUGUGAUGCUUUAUGUUUGUAAUUAUCCAGAAAGUAAGAUUCUAUGAUUUUCAGCCAUCUAAUCUAAUCGAUCAAAAGAUCAUUAGAUAUCUUGUAUUCUACAUGAUAGAACUUUUUCCCGGUUGUCGAUGCUGUUAACCAUCUCUGACGACCCAUAUCAUUUCGGUUUGCGUUCUGUUGGACACAAGCUACACUUUUUUUUCUUUUUAAUAAACUGUGAU
This is a messenger RNA of Radiomyces spectabilis, 2293 nucleotides long. RefSeq lists its product as uncharacterized. The record is from RefSeq and is a predicted model, not a curated record. Gene Ontology annotation, cellular component: MBF transcription complex; SBF transcription complex. Gene Ontology annotation, molecular function: transcription regulator activity; protein binding; DNA binding. Bases 62 to 2032 code for a protein of 656 amino acids. Lineage: Eukaryota; Fungi; Mucoromycota; Mucoromycetes; Mucorales; Radiomycetaceae. The transcript has 2 exons.